UACAACAAGGAAGUGGACGAUCACUGACAACGGUAAAAUAAUAUUCCUGAAGUAGAUACUCAAUAGCUUAACGGUGUCUAACCAUUGAAUAAGUACCGGGAGGGUAUAGUCGUGUGGGACUUACCCGAAAGCCCGUUCCUAUCUGUGUGAAUAAACGUGGAGCUCGAGUCUAGAAAUGAACACGGACGUUGAAUUUCACAUCAGGCAGAAUUACCCGUGGAACAAGCUGCCCGCUAAUGUCAAACAGAGUCUUGGAAACUUGCAGCGUGAGUAUGACAAGCAAGUUCUUCUCUACAGUAUCCGAAACCAGCUACGCUUCCGCAAUAACCUAGUCAGGCUUGUGAAGAAGGAUGAACGUAAGUAUUACGAAGAGCUGUUGAAGUACAGCCGAGAGCAUCUGAUGCUGUAUCCCUACCACCUGUCUGACAUCAUGGUCAAGGGUCUGCGGGUCACCCCUUUCUCCUACUACAUCAGUAUUAUGGAGGACAUCAUGAACUGCGAGAAGAGUUAUGAUUCCCUGCCCAACUUCACUGCUGCUGACUGUCUGAGGCUACUCGGGAUUGGCAGAAACCAGUAUAUUGACCUGAUGAACCAGUGCAGGUCUUCCAAAAAAUUCUUCCGGAGGAAAUCAGCCCGGGAUCUUCUGCCAUCAAAACCCGUGGAGAUCACUGUGGAGCCGUGGUGGGUGGUGCAGUCUGGAUACAUCACCGAGGAUGACAUCAGGAUCUGCUCUGUGGCAGAGAAGAUGGCCAUUGAUAAGAUGAUAGAUUCUGGACCCCAGCUGGCUGGAUCAAUGGACUACAAUGUGGUUCUGAGUUUGUAUAAUCGGGGCUAUAUAUAUCUUGAUGUGCCCAUAUCAGAUGACAGCUGUAUAUCAGUGCCGCCACUCGAGGGGUUUGUCAUGAACAGGGUCCAGGGAGAUUAUUUCGAAACGCUUCUCUACAAAAUCUUCGUUUCCAUCGAUGAGCAGACUAAUGUGUCUGAGCUGGCUAAUGUGCUGGAAAUUGACUUGGGCCUGGUGAAGAAUGCAGUGUCCAUGUAUUGCCGCCUGGGGUUCGCUAUUAAAAAAGGUCAAGUGAUCAGCCCAGACCAACUCCACCUCUCAUGGAAGAGUGCCCCUUCGGUCAAUAGACUCAAGAGCACUAUGGACCCCCAGAAGAUGCUGCUAUCAUGGGAGGGUGGCAGUCCAGUGAUGGAGGCAGGUUCCUCAGCCACUGAUACGGAUACCACCAGCCUGGAGGACCAGGACACAGCAAGUGUGAGCAGUCUAAAUAUUCCGGUGGCCCCCACUAAAAGGAUUGCCUUCUUGUUUGACUCCACUCUCACCGCCUUCCUUAUGAUGGGCAAUCUCUCCCCUAACUUGAAGAGCCAUGCAGUCACGAUGUUUGAGGUGGGGAAGUUGUCUGAUGAAACCCUUGACAGUUUUCUCAUGGAACUGGAGAAGGUGGAGAGCACCGCUGAAGGAGAGGCUCAGAGAUAUUUUGACCAUGCGCUGACCCUCAGGAACACAAUACUCUUUCUGCGCUACAACAAAGAUCUCACCCCCGACCAGGGCCCUGAUGUACCAAAUAUAGGCCUGCCUCUGGACCUUCUCCGCUGUGAAAGCCUGCUGGGAUUGGACCCUGCCACCUGCAGCCGUGUGUUGAACAAGAACUACAAACUGCUCGUUUCCAUGGCACCACUCAGCAACGAGAUCCGACCAAUCAGCAGCUGCACGCCUCAGCACAUUGGCCCAGCCAUUCCUGAGGUUAGCUCCAUCUGGUUCAAACUGUACCUGUAUCAUGUCUCUGGUCAAGGCCCUCCUUCACUGCUGCUGUCCAAGGGUUCCAGGCUUCGGAAGCUGCCAGAGAUCUUUCAGGUCUAUGACCGGCUGCUUAUUACAUCAUGGGGUCAUGACCCAGGGGUCGUCUCCACAUCCAACGUGCUAACAAUGUUGAAUGAUGCCCUUACCCACUCUGCUGUACUCAUUCAGGGUCAUGGAAUGCAUGGACAUGGUCAGAUCGUCCAUGUCCCCUUCCCAUUUGACGAGGAAGACUUUAAAGCAGAGUUCUCUUAUUCCAAUAUGUGUGCGCACAGAGCCCUUAAGAUCCUGUGGGACAAAGUGGAUCUGGCGCAUCAAUGUGGCUACAUCACCAUGCUCAACCACAACAACAGACAUCGCAGACGACCCAGUGACGCCGAUGGAGAUCCUGAGCUUAGUGGAGUGCUUGAUGCCAAUGGAAGCAAUGAAUCUUUCGAGCUGGUUACAGAGGAGAAUAAUGGAGAUAGCAUUAAGAAACAGGAAACAGAAGGGUCGUUUAGUGAGGAUGAGUGGGUUCCUCUGGAACUGUGCUUUGGAAUGCCUCUCUUCAGCUCUGAGCUUAACCAGAAAGUGUGUCAGAGGAUCGUCUCCCACAAACUCUGCAGCAAAGACAGUCUUCAAGAGUUACUACAUUCCAGUCGCAAACUGGCAUUGAAAGUUCUCAGUUUUGUUCAAUCAUUCCAGGAAGGCAAACAGCCUGCGGACCCUGACAGCGGGGUAUCGGGUCCCCUGAGUCAACCCCCGGCAGAGUCUGGCGUACCCCUCCCCGCAAUCAACCUCCUCUUCAAGGACGGCAAGCUGAAGGAAUGGAUCGGGCGAGCGCCGCCCUCCCUACACAUCUCUGCCCCACAAACAGAUCAACCCACAUAAAACAUCACCCUCAAAAUCACCGCAUUCAGUCCUACACCAUAUUCCACUCACUUCUGAUUGCAUAUGUCUUGAGUUACCAUGUUAUCUCUGUGUCCCUGAAACACACACAGCCAUCAAGUGGAUGCCAGCAUCCAGAGAUCAAUAAUCCAGUGUAGCACUGAUGGUCCUGGUUGACUGAGAUGGGUUUAAUCACUUUCCAACACUUUUAUUCGUCAGAUAUCACUUCACUCAAAGUACAAAAUGGUUAAAUAUAAAUAGAAAAAAAUAUUUGCAAAAAGAUAUCCUGUUGUGACCUUUUAAUGUGUAUAUAGACUUUGCUUGGGAAAACAUCCAAGGACCAAUUCUGUGGUUGGAUGAAGUCCACCAGGUCUUCUGUAUAUGAACCCCCGCCUACUUGUAUUGUCAUGUUUUGUGACCUGAUGCAUGAUAUAAUUGCACAGAAUCUCCAAAAACUACUUGACUGAAUCAGCAGGGUUUGAAAACAUGUAGUUGAGGAUUACUUUUGCACAAAGCUUGUGGAUUUUUUAGAUUUCUUUUGGAAUUCAAUAAGUAUAAUCAGCCUACUUCCACACUAAUAUAUUUUUGGUUGAAAAUUCAUGGAUUUUGCUAUGUUUACACAUUUAUACUUUAGAAAGAGCUUUCAAGUACUGCAUACUUUGGAAAACUAUGACGUUAGGAAGACGAAAACAUUUUCGUAUGGAUGUUGCCUCAGUUAUUGGGUCGUAAUUCCAGCUGGAAAACAUGUCCAUCUCAUUUCUGCUGAGCAGAGGAGCGUUUCUGCUUCACUGAGACCAAAGACCAACUUAUUUGGUUAUUUUUUUAUGUUGAUCUUUUAUCAUUAUUUUACUUUUUUGCUGCCUUAUUUGCUAUGUGCUCAGUAGACUGCCGAUCACUAAAAGCAUUUCGCUCAUUUUCUUGGCCAGUUUAAAGAGUUCCCGCUUGGACUAACCGCGGUUAUACAGAGAUUUUACAAUAAAAGUCGUAAAACUUCUGCUUUAGUCCAGAGGGAACGACAGCAUGGACACAGCCACACAGAAACCUGCAAGUAGUGACAACAAGGUUAUCCAUCAGUACCAUCAGUUCCUAGAUGUGUUGAAUAUCAGUAUAAGUUUAUAGAGUUUGUAGUACUGCAGCAUUAUACAGUUAUCCCUCAGUGGCCUGAACUUUUUCUUCUUGCCUUUACUUAGGUUGCUGACAGUGUUUCCCCAAUCAAACAUUAUAAUGGUGUUCAGCGAUGAUGAUGAACACAUUUUAGAGAUUUUGGUGCUGCAUGAUGAGUGUGUAGAGUUGUUGUGUGUAUUGUGCGCCAUUCUUUCCUCAUCUGUUCUUUUCCCCUCUAUUGAACCCUUCCUGCAUCUAUACUAUCCAAAAACCACCAGCCCCCUGUGCCAGACCCUGUCACAGUGUUAGGAAAGAAUAAGUGACAGUUUUAUAAAGUCACCCUGCAUUUUAGGAACUCUCUGUUGUAGUGUACUUGAUGGGACUGUGAAAAUGCUUUGUUACAUUUCCCCUCUCUCGCCAUCCCAUUCACCAAAAUAUAUGUUAUAACAAAUUAUUAUGUAAAAAGUAUAUGAAAGGACUAAUAAAUAUGUUACAUAAACACCCAUUUAAUAGGCAGACUGUUUUGCUUUUCCCUGCUUAAUGUUAUUACUAUAGCAACACAAAUUCAGGGUAUCACUAGGGGGCAGUGAGGCCUUGAAAUGGGACAUGUCAUUUUUGGAAUGGCACAACUCUAACAUCAUUUAACCUGCUUGAGCUCAAAAAAAUAAUGCUGUAUUAACAGUUUCAAUGUUCUUAAUAUUUCGUUAUUUUAUGCUGGUUUGAAUCUUUGUUGCCACUAAUUAUAGAAUUAAUCUUGUAGCUUAAUAAUUGAAAUUGGUUUUAUCUAGAGACUUGCUCUUUAAAACUAGGUCAGUAACUGAAGUAAGGAACAUUGAAUAUUUCACAAAAUGUGACUAUGAGAGGAACUUUGUCACAAUGGGUUGUUACCAUAUCCAUUUUUAAUUAAUAUCCUGCAGUGUUUGAAAAUGUUUAGUUUCGUACGGGACACCAGCAUUCACAUAAUGUUACUGAUCGUCUGUAAUGCCCUUUAAUGGGUUAUAAUAAGUUACAUAAAAUGAUCAAUGGCUUAAUUUGUUAAUAAGAAAUUGUUAGGAAGUUUAGAAUAAUAAUACUUUUUAUACAAUAGUUGCAAAUACUUUGGAGGUGAGGUCCAUUAAUAAACUUACAGCUGACUGAGCUUUUGUGCAAGACUUUCAAGUGAUUAGACAGACUAUGAUUAUUAGAUGUUGUCAUGUUGAGCAUCAUUGUUAUUUCAGUGACAUCCUUUAUUCAGUUACAUUCAGAGACGGGGCUAAUGUGAGUAGGUUUUCUUUGGUUUACAUUGUAGUUACAAAUAUAAGUUAUUAUGUUCAAUUGUUUCAGUGUGGUUUACAUAAAUACACAUUUGUUAAAUUUAUAGUAAAAUACCGUAAAACAAUUCGGUGACCAUGUUUCAGGCUUUAUGGGGUUUAAUUUUGAUGCCUGUAUAUUUUAUGUUUCAUACACUAAUAUAAACAUAUACUGUUUAUAUUAUUCAUUGGUAUAAACUUGAUAUACUAACCUUCUGGAACUAUACAAGUAUGCUUUUCACUUUAAAAUGUAUUUUUAAUCACCGUAGUAACUACAAAAGACCACAUAAUGACUUGAAGUUCAUCCAGACAAAGUAA
Molecule: messenger RNA, 5379 nt
Organism: Xyrauchen texanus (razorback sucker)
Lineage: Eukaryota; Metazoa; Chordata; Actinopteri; Cypriniformes; Catostomidae
Product: protein FAM91A1-like
Exons: 24
Coding region: 176-2671 (831 amino acids)
Biological process (GO): intracellular protein transport
Cellular component (GO): trans-Golgi network; cytoplasmic vesicle
Source: RefSeq, a predicted model, not a curated record